This is a messenger RNA of Sorex fumeus (smoky shrew), 1601 nucleotides long. RefSeq names its product sirtuin 7 (gene SIRT7). Bases 55 to 1254 code for a protein of 399 amino acids. NCBI's taxonomy places the organism in Eukaryota, Metazoa, Chordata, Mammalia, Eulipotyphla, Soricidae. The record is from RefSeq and is a predicted model, not a curated record. The transcript is spliced from 10 exons. Gene Ontology annotation, molecular function: NAD+ binding.
CGGGGCGCGCGCGGGCUGCCGGGAGCCGAGGCGGAAGCGGAAGCGGCGGGCGCCAUGGCCGCCGGGGGCCUGAGCCGGCCGGAGCGCAAGGCGGCCGAGCGGGCGCGGCGGCUACGGGAGGAGCAGCGGCGGGAGCGCCGGCGCCAGGUGGCGCGCAUCCUGAGGAAGGCGGCGGCCGAGCGCAGCGCCGAGGAGGGCCGGCUGCUGGCCGAGAGCGAGGAUCUGGUCACCGAGCUGCAGGGCCGGAGCCGGCGGCGCGAGGGGCUCAAGCGGCGGCAGCAGGAGCUGUGCGACGACCCCGAUGAGCUGCGCAGGAAGGUGCAGGAGCUGGCCGCGGCCGUCCGCAGCGCGCGGCACCUGGUGGUCUACACCGGCGCGGGCAUCAGCACGGCAGCCUCGAUCCCAGAUUACCGAGGCCCCAACGGAGUAUGGACACUGCUGCAGAAAGGCCAGCGGGUCAGCGCUGCCGACCUGAGCGAAGCUGAGCCCACCCUGACGCACAUGAGCAUCGCCCGCCUGCAUGAGCAGAAGCUGGUCCAGCACGUGGUGUCCCAGAACUGUGACGGGCUCCACUUGCGAAGCGGGCUGCCCCGCACGGCCAUCUCAGAGCUGCACGGAAAUAUGUACAUCGAGGUCUGCACUGCCUGCACUCCCAACAGGGAGUACGUGCGGGUGUUUGACGUCACCGAGCGCACUGCCCUCCACCGGCACCACACAGGUCGGACCUGCCACAAGUGUGGGGCCCAGCUCCGGGACACCAUCGUGCACUUCGGGGAGAGGGGGACACUGGGGCAGCCCCUGAACUGGGAGGCGGCCACUCAGGCUGCCAGCAAGGCCGACACCAUCCUGUGUUUGGGCUCCAGCCUGAAGGUGCUAAAGAAGUACCCACGUCUCUGGUGCAUGGCCAAGCCCCCCAGCCGGAGACCCAAGCUCUACAUUGUAAACCUACAGUGGACCCCAAAGGACGACUGGGCUGCCCUGAAGCUGCACGGGAAGUGUGACGAUGUUAUGAGACUCCUCAUGGACGAGCUGGGCCUGGAGAUCCCCUGUUACAGCAGGUGGCAGGACCCUAUCUUCUCCCUGGCCACCCCGCUGCGCGCAGAUGAAGAAGGCAGCCACAGCCGGAAGGAGCUGUGCAGAAGCCCCGAGGAGGUGCCGGGAGACCAGGCAGCCGUGCCCAGCCCUGCCCCUGUCGUCGGCGGCUGGUUUGGCCGGGGCUGCGCCAAGCGCACAAAAAGGAGGAAAGUCACAUAACGCGGCACUCGAGCGGGGGCUCCGUGGGCACUUUGCAGAUGGCCAGACUUGGAUCCGGGACACAUCGCACUAUGGGUGCGAGGACGGCCUCAUGAAUCAACAGGGAAUUCUUGGGAGAGACAUUUUCGCUGUGGCCCUCCCUCUACAGCCCCUUCGCUCUCAACCUGCCCCCAGCUAGCCCCCCCCCCAGCACCGGGCUGCGCCCCGGGCCGCUCCGCCUUAACUCCUUCCCUGUCUCGCCUCAGGGCCUCGCCCGCUUCCACUUUUACUAAAAGCCACUUUCUAGCGACCUUUUCUGGACUCGGGCUCCGAGCCAGCGUCUGUACCUUCAUUAAACGUCUCUGCCA